GAGAAUAUUUUUUGCCAUUAUUUCCAACACGUUUAAAGAAUGUUAUCAAAAUAGAUAACGAUGCCGUAUUAUCAUUCGACUAGCAGCUCGUGAAGUCGUGCUGGCGAUAACAACUGCAUUAUAAUAAUAAGUUUUGGUUAGAAAUGCGCGUUCCUUGACGGCACGGCUCGCCGUUUUUGGAGUCGUGUGUUUCGUUUAUUUCUGUAAAGGGCGCGCAAAUAUUAUGUAUGUUAUAUAACGAAUGUUGUUAUUUUAACGCGAGUGAAUUAAUUUGUGUAAGAUGAGGGUGGUGGCAUUGGUGAGCGGUGGGAAGGACAGCUGUUACAACAUGAUGCAGUGUGUAGGCGCCGGGCAUACGCUCGUAGCCCUGGCGAACCUCCAGCCGCAACACAAAGAUGAGCUGGAUAGCUACAUGUACCAAACGGUGGGCCAUCAGGGUAUCGACCUCUAUGCGGAAGCCAUGGGCCUGCCGCUGUACAGGGAGGUGAUAUCUGGCACUGCGGUGAACCAAGGCAAGAUCUACAGGCCCACGGAUGAUGAUGAGGUGGAGGAUAUGUACAGGCUGCUUGCUAGGAUCAAGGGUGAGAUGGAUAUAGAAGCAGUUGCAGUUGGGGCCAUAUUGUCUGAUUACCAAAGAAUUAGAGUAGAAAAUGUGUGCCGAAGGUUAGGUCUAGUCUCACUCGCCUAUUUAUGGCGAAGGAACCAAAAGGAACUUUUACAGGAAAUGAUAACUAGCAAUGUUGAAGCUAUUAUAAUCAAGGUGGCCUGCCUAGGGCUGGAUCCGAACAUACACCUAGGCAUGUCAAUCCGCGACAUCCAGCCGCACCUGCUGCUGAUGCAGGAGAAGUACGGUCUGAACGUGUGCGGCGAGGGCGGGGAGUAUGAGACGUUCACACUUGACUGUCCGCUUUUUAAGAAGCGGCUUGUUAUUGAUGAAAAAGAACUAAUAGUCUGUUCUGACGACUCCGUCGCCCCGGCCGGCUACCUCAACCUCAAAGUGCACCUUGAACCUAAAACCCAAGAAACAGCCAUCGAACUACCUCCCACUGUGAAAAACGCCUUAGACUACGUAAAUGACCUUAGUGACACCGUGUUCAGCGACCUAAGCGACAUCGAGCUGAGCGAGACGGAGUUAGAAUCUAUAGAGAAGUUAGAAAAGGAGGAAAAGAAAAAGCAUAAAGAACUGAACCCAUUGCUCAACACUCAAGAUAGCGUAGAUACCGACCAGAAUGAUAGUGUAGAAAGUAUAGGUUAUAACUACGACAUGCACGAGCAUAGAGAGAUCCACCCAGUCUUGGACCAUAGCUCUAUAUAUGGAAACAGCCACGGGUGGUACUAUAUUGGAGGGAUAGUCGGAGAAGGAGUGGACACGGCGCUGGCAACGAAGGAUGCUAUGAAAAAACUCAUUAACCUCCUAACCUCGCAAGACAUGCGUCUCGAAGACGUAUGCUCCGUCAACAUAUAUAUGAGAGAUAUGGGCGACUACGCGGCCCUGAACGAAGUAUAUGUGGACGCCUUCAACUUCGUGAACCCGCCGACCAGGGUGUGUGUACAGUGCCCGCUCCCUGAUGAUGUGGGGCUCAUAUUGGACGCUGUAGCGCAUAAGUCGAGCAGCCAGAACUAUGACCCUGACGGGAACUCGAAGGAACGAGUCACGAUGCACGUGCAGGGAAUCUCUCACUGGGCGCCGGCCAAUAUCGGACCUUACAGUCAAGCAGUUAAAGUGGGCGAAGUAAUCGGCACAUGCGGUCAAAUAGCUCUCGUGCCCGGCUCCAUGCAGCUGCUGGACGGCGGGGCGCGCCGCCAGUGCGCGCUGGCGCUGCGCCACCUGACGCGCGUGGUGCGCGCCGUGUGUCCGCGCGCGCACAUCCGCAGCGUGGCGCAGAGUGUUUGCUACAUGACGCACGGCGGCAUCGCGAGCGAGGCGCGGCGGCAGCUGGAGCGGCGCACGGCCGGCGCCAUCGUGCAGUACGCCGUCGUGGGCGCGCUGCCGCGGGGCGCCGCCGUCGAGUGGCACGCCUGGGCGCACACCGACAACAACCGCUUCGAGUAUGAAGAAACUGGUUGCAACGUGGGCGACUACAAAGUGGCGAUCACCAGGCGGUGGAACUACGAGAACACCGUCGCGGCGUUCGUGUGCUACGUCGCAACAGGUUCUUCCCCCUCCACAUGCCAGCUAUCGUUCCCCAGCGAGGAAGCAUGCGUGUCGCACAGAGCGCGCGCAGCCCAGAUGACGGCGGCCGAGAUAGAAGCUGUUCUAGAGUACGCACUCGGCAAGUUACUGCACGGGCGGCCUGAGCCCACCGCCGUGAAGAUGAGGAUAUUCUACCAGGUGUGGAGCGCGCCGCCGCCGGCGCGCAUCCUGCAGGCGGCGCGCGGCGUGGGCGCGCGGGCCGCCGCCACCGCCGUGCCCGUGCUCGCGCUGCACAACGCCUUCACCUUCCUCUCCAUCAGCGGCCUGCGCUUCGACGAGUGAUCCUCGGAGUGCAGUUUUCUUCUCCAGAGAGAAUGCAGAUAUGCUUUAUUGCCAGUUUAUGAAAUAUAUUUGCUGAAUAUUUUCAGUGUUUAUAUGAAUUUUGUUAAUUAUGCUACCGAGUUUACGAUAACAUAAGUCAAAUUAUAUAAAUUAUUUUUAUUGCA
Messenger RNA from Cydia pomonella (codling moth), 2640 nucleotides. RefSeq lists its product as uncharacterized. NCBI's taxonomy places the organism in Eukaryota, Metazoa, Arthropoda, Insecta, Lepidoptera, Tortricidae. Gene Ontology annotation, biological process: protein histidyl modification to diphthamide. The coding region runs from base 281 to 2476 and encodes 731 amino acids. The record is from RefSeq and is a predicted model, not a curated record. Gene Ontology annotation, molecular function: diphthine-ammonia ligase activity. The transcript is spliced from 14 exons.